AUGAUAUUCGAAGGAUACUUGUUCGACGAGGGUACGGCCGUUUACACUUGGUGGUCUGACUGGAACAAGGCUUACAUGCGUGAACUGAAACAAUUUGUUCAAUAUGCUGCGAACUCCGGAAUGCACUGGCCUACGUUGCUUAGCAUCCGUGUGAAUCCAGUUCAUGGAUUUAUCAAUUUGUUUGCGCGAAUUCACUUGGUAUUCGAUCCGACACUAGGAGACGAUACAAGGGGUAUACCGGAACAGGAUGCAGUCACAAGACAACUAAAUGUUUUUGCCGACACUUAUGAUAAACCGGUCAAGCUGGCUGAUUUUCAUGCUUUGAAUGACAGCACUUGGAAUGAAGAGAGCACGACUACGGGAGAAACCGCAGAAGACGGAAAUGAAAUCGUGGAGACAGAUGUCAAUCAACAUGAGCAUAGUACCCAUGGAGAACAGCCCGAUCAAUUACCAGAGUCCCCUGAGGGAUCGACAAUCAAAAUUGCCACUGCUUUUGAAAUGGUUCUGAAAUUGUCAGCUAAUGACUUGGCUGAAACCUUAACGGAAGAAGCACAACCAUAUGCGGUUUUGGAUCCAAUAUGUUACCACUUGGUCCUAGCAACCGGAACAAUUGCGGAUGGUAUUCUUGCGGACAAACUGCUUGGGUGUAAGAGCAGCCGCGGUACAGAUGGAUCCAUCCGGUUGAUGGUAUAUGUAAACACUGGUUUGAGCGAUUCCAAGACGGACUCCGCGACCGAAUGUAUUCGCGACGGUUGGGCAGUAUUACUUGAGCAAUGGAAACUUGUGGUGAUGGAACACUUCAAUCUGGGCUCAAACUCGUUUGAACUGCGCCGUGAGUUAUUGGACUAUUGUAUAGUGUCACCCGUUAACCUUGUGAGGAGUGGGUUAUCAUUCACAAUACAGAAAACAAAAUGA
Echinostoma caproni is the source of this 915-nucleotide messenger RNA. Lineage: Eukaryota; Metazoa; Platyhelminthes; Trematoda; Plagiorchiida; Echinostomatidae. The record is from the annotation of a GenBank genome assembly.